This is a messenger RNA of Oncorhynchus keta (chum salmon), 3680 nucleotides long. RefSeq names its product twist-related protein-like. Lineage: Eukaryota; Metazoa; Chordata; Actinopteri; Salmoniformes; Salmonidae. The record is from RefSeq and is a predicted model, not a curated record. The transcript has 3 exons. Bases 207 to 812 code for a protein of 201 amino acids. Gene Ontology annotation, biological process: developmental process; regulation of transcription by RNA polymerase II. Gene Ontology annotation, molecular function: DNA-binding transcription factor activity, RNA polymerase II-specific; protein dimerization activity; RNA polymerase II transcription regulatory region sequence-specific DNA binding.
GCUGGCGCGAGACUGGAUCAAUGUUAACUGUCUACACUCCUCUCUGAAAGGAACAAAGGAGUGUGGGAGAGAGUGAGAGUGAGAAAAAGAUAGAGAAAUACGGAUCUUUACUCCUGUCUUAAAGGGACAGGAUCCACCAGGUUUCCAGGAUGCUGUGACCUUGGUCAGGGGUUUAGGUCAUCGGUCAGGGUUUAAGGGAUCAGGUUAUGUUUGGGGACAUGAUGUGUUCCCCGGUGGGGUCUCGGUCUCCGGUCGACAGCGCUGGGAACAGUGAGGAAGAGAUUGACCACCACCGGAGGCCACGUAGAGGCACCAGAAAACAGUGGGCAAGCCGAAGGAGACCGAGGGAGCAGGAUGAAGAUGAAGAAGAUGAAGGGAACCAGAAUAUCCAAAGCCCGGGGAAGAAGAGGGGGAAGAGGAGAGGAAGUGACAGAAGUGACUGGAGUGACGUCAGCAGUGUGAGCGGCCUACCCAGGUCUCUGGAGGACACGCAGAAUCAGCGUGUCAUGGCUAACGUACGGGAGCGACAGAGGACCCAGUCACUCAACCAGGCCUUCGCCUCGCUACGACAGAUCAUCCCCACGAUGCCCUCAGACAAACUCAGCAAGAUCCAGACGCUCAAACUGGCCACGCGGUACAUAGACUUCCUCCAUCACGUGCUGCAGGGCGAGGGGAUGGGCCUGGAUUUGGACGAGGAGCAUGUGUCAGGAGCAGCCAGCUGUGGUUACGUGGCCCAUGAGCGUCUGAGCUAUGUCUUCUCAGUGUGGAGGAUGGAGGAGGAAGCAUGCUCGGGGUCUGCUACACCACACUAGUGUUCCCUCCACUGCAGGGGCACAACCAAACAGGAUUAUCCAAGAGAAUCCAUACUGGUUGAGGUGGUUCAACAUGCUACAACUGGACUGUGGUACACCGGAGAACGCAGGACUAAACGGCCUAGCAUGAUGGAACAUCUCGUAACGACGAAUGUUAGAGACAUAAACAAAUAUUUUACAACACUUUCUGUACUGUGUAUCUCUAUGGUGGGAGAUAUGCAGGCUUGUUUCUGUGUGCUUGAUUCCAACAAUCCAUAGGCCUUAUAGGGGUCGCACAGGGCAGAUAAUAGAUCAAAACCCCAUCCGUGGACAACUGUAGCUCAUUUUGGUCUGUUCUAGACUUCACACACAGACAUAGAGACUGUCAGAAUGCUCCACAUGACCUCUACCACAGGAGGUUGGUGGCACCUUAAUUGGGGGAUAAGGGCUCAUGGUAAUGGCUGGAGCGGAAUUAGUGGAAUGGUAUCAAAUACAUCAAACACUUGGUUUCCAUGGUUUCCAUGUGUUUGAUGCCAUUCCAUUGGCUCCGUUCCGGCCAUUACUACGAGCCGUCCUCCCCUCAACACUCUCUACACUCUAUUUCUCUCCAUGGGGGUUGACAACAGAUGAAGUUCCAGUCUUUGUAUCAACAAACUCACACAAAGUUAUACAGAUUAUUUUCUCCUGGCUUCUGAAAUAUCAAUUUAUUGAUUGAUGUUACAAUGAAGAAUGAUUCCAUUUCUAAAUGCAUUUAAAAUGUUGUAAAUAUCUUUAAUUAUCUUCUGAAAUAACAAUUAGUGUAUGUUUGAAUUGACAUUUUAGUAAUUUAGCUGAAGGUCUUAUCCAGAGCGAGUAAAUAUACAGUAACAGUAGACUACCGAUGUUUGCAGGGUUGAAGAGGUUACUUUCUAAAUAUCAUCUGUUACUUGUCCAAAAUUGUCAUCAGUAAUUUAAUUUUGGGAUUACCCAAAACUCAGUAACGUAAAUCUGAUUACUUUCCCCUUAACUGGCAUUAGAAGACAAAAAUGAUCGAUAAAAUGCAUUUGGUGUGUCAUCAUACUGGUCUCUGACUUGUGGUCAGACUCGCUCAGGUGGAACAAAUGUAAACUUGCAUCUUUUUUCUCCAAUGCUGAAUUGAACGUAAUUGAGAAAACAGAAAGUGAUGUCAUAAUGUUGUUGUUUUUUCUUCUCGCAGACAUCCUUUCUGAAUUUAAAUCCAAGAAGUAAUCAUCAAGUUUUUCAAAGGUUAUCUGUAAUCUCAUUAGAAUAUUUUUUGCUGGUAAUGUAACUGAUUAGUUUAGUUGUAAUCAGAUUACAUGUAACUGAGUUACUAAACCCUGGAUGUUUGAAAAGGGCCAAGCUGGAGCCAUAUCCCAUACAGGACACUGCCAUCUAACGGUUCAAAUGAAACUGACACUACAUCGAGAGAACGCCUGUACAUCCAACAGCACAGGGUAACACACCACUACCCCUUUAAUUUCACCACUACUCCUCGAACUUCACCACUACUCCUUUAACUUCACCACUACUCCUCUAACUUCACCACUACUCCUAUAACUACACCACUACUCCUUUAAACUUCACCACUACUCCUAUAACUACACCACUACUCCUUUAACUUCACCACUACUCCUAUAACUUCACCACUACUCCUAUAACUUCACCACUACUCCUAUAACUUCACCACUACUCCUAUAACUACACCACUACUCCUUUAACUUCACCACUACUCCUCUAACUUCACCACUACUCCUUUAACUUCACCACUACUCCUAUAACUUCACCACUACUCCUUUAAAUUCACCACUACUCCUAUAACUUCACCACUACUCCUAUAACUACACCACUACUCCUAUAACUACACCACUACUCCUAUAACUUCACCACUACUCCUUUAAAUUCACCACUACUCCUAUAACUUCACCACUACUCCUAUAACUACACCACUACUCAUUUAAACUUCACCACUACUCCUAUAACUUCACCACUACUCCUAUAACUACACCACUACUCAUUUAAACUUCACCACUACUCCUAUAACUACACCACUACUCCUAUAACUACACCACUACUCCUUUAACUUCACCACUACUCCUUUAACUUCACCACUACUCCUAUAACUUCACCACUACUCUUAUAACUUCACCACUACUCCUCUAAAUUCACCACUACUCCUCUAACUUCACCACUACUCCUCUAACUUCACCACUACUCCUUUAACUUCACCACUACUCCUCUAACUUCACCCCUACUCCUUUAACUUCACCAAUACUCCUCUAACUUCACCACUACUCCUCUAACUUCACCACUACUCCUCUAACUUCACCACUACUCCUUUAACUUCACCACUACUCCUCUAACUUCACCCCUACUCCUUUAACUUCACCACUACUCCUCUAACUUCACCCCUACUCCUUUAACUUCACCAAUACUCCUCUAACUUCACCACUACUCCUCUAACUUCACCACUACUCCUCUAACUUCACCACUACUCCUUUAACUUCACCACUACUCCUCUAACUUCACCCCUACUCCUUUAACUUCACCACUACUCCUCUAACUUCACUACUACUCCUUUAACUUCACCACUACUCCUUUAACUUCACCACUACUCCUCUAACUUCACCAAUACUCCUCUAACUUCACCAAUACUCCUCUAACUUCCUGUAUAAUGAUUCUAGUGGAAAAACGGCAUCAUGACACACUAUUAUGUUUGCAUUUCUUGAAUGCAUUUCAAUCAUGGCACACAAUUAAUGAAGCGCUGUAUCUGUCUAACCCAAACGCCUACGGAGAGACUCCUCUAACUUCACCAAUACUCCUCUAACUUCCUGUAUAAUGAUUCUAGUGGAAAAACGGCAUCAUGACACACUAUUAUGAAUGCAUUUCAAU